This is a messenger RNA of Schistocerca serialis cubense, 4078 nucleotides long. RefSeq names its product lipase 3-like. The transcript is spliced from 8 exons. Gene Ontology annotation, molecular function: hydrolase activity, acting on ester bonds. The coding region runs from base 206 to 1300 and encodes 364 amino acids. The record is from RefSeq and is a predicted model, not a curated record. Lineage: Eukaryota; Metazoa; Arthropoda; Insecta; Orthoptera; Acrididae.
GGGCGCAUCUCCUGACAGUAGGACCAUCUGAUGCGUGCGGUCACUGCGGGCUGGUACAUAAUUCCUAACUGCAAACCCAUACUCGUGACUGGACCUCGAGGACAUCGUAGACGACAGUGACUGCCGUCAUGCGGAGCCGGAGCGCGUGCAGAAGUACGGCUACCCGGUGGAGGAGCACUGGGUGACUGGCGAGACGGGCUACGUGAUGCGCGUGUUCCGGGUACCCCGCGGGCGCCCGCAGUCGCAGACGCAGGCCCAGCAGCCAGACGCUGCUCGGCCCGCCAUCUACCUGCAGCACGGCGUCGUCGCCAGCUCCGACAUCUGGCUGCUGCUCGGCGAAAAGUCCUUUCCUUUCGUGCUGGCGGACGCUGGCUAUGAUGUGUGGCUGGGCAACGCCCGUGGCAACGUGUACUCCACCAACCACACGAGGCUGGACCCCAACAGCGAGGAGUUCUGGCAGUUCAGCUGGCACGAAAGCGGGAUGGAGGACCUGCCGGCGGUGGUGGACUACGUGCUGCAGCAGGCGCGCCGGCCGCAGCUGGUGUACGUGGGGCACUCGAUGGGCGGCACCAUGUUCUACGUGCUGGCCUCGCUGCGGCCCGAGUACAGCCGCAAGGUGGGCGCCGCGUUCCUGCUGGCGCCUGCCGUCUUCAUGGCAGACCUCUACAGCCCGCCGCUGCGCGCCGCCGCGCCUCUGGCGCAGUCCAUCGCCGUGGCGUCCAGGGCGCUGCUGAAAGGGCGCACGCCGCCGCUCAGUCUGCCGGUGAACCACCCGGCCACGCUGCUGCCCGCCGUCGUCGCCUACUCCGUGCUGGCCGGCUUCAGCGACCUCGAGGACGAUCACCUGACGAUGGCGGUCUACCUGACGCACGUUUCUCAAGGCGGCUCACUCAGGCAGGCGGUCCACUACGCACAGGAGAUCCUCAGCGGUCACUUCCGUCAAUUCGACUAUGGCCGCGCGGGAAACAUGCGGCGCUACGGUCGCGCUACACCACCGGACUACCCGCUGGAGAAAGUCGCAAUCCCACACAUGGUCAUGUAUGGCGAUGACGACUGGUAUGUCUCCAUGCAAGACGUGAAACGCCUGCAAGACGCUCUACCCAAAAACAUCGUGAAGAUGUACAGGGUGCCCGAGGUCGGCUUCACACACAUGGACUUCAUGUGGGGCCGCAACGCCAGAAGACUGAUCUACGACAAGAUCUUGGCUUCGAUUGUCAACACGGAGCCACCGCUUGACGAGAGGUCUCUGCGGAAGCGGCGAAGCAAACUCUCCUGCGCAGGAGGAAAAAGGCGGGACUGAAGACUCAUCGCGUGGGAAGACGUAGACACUUGCCUGCUGAAGAGGAUACAUACUCUUUGUGUUAUAUCUACCUCAUCUGACCAUACUGUGAUGGAAAUACGUACACACUUACGUGCUCAAGCGGAUACAUACUCAAAGUGUUACAUAUACCUCAUCUGACGAAAGAGCUUCAGAUCGCCAGGCAUGACUGCAUAACCAGCUCGACAAGGCGAUCUGUAGCGAUGGUCACUUAUACAUUGGUACUAUUAAGAAAUAUGGCAUGACUGCACUAUACUACCGCCUACUUUAGACCACAGAGUAACAGUUAAAAUCUUCAAACUUCCUGGCAGAUUAAAACUGUGUGCCGGACCGAGACACGAACUCGGGACCUUUGUCUUUCGCGGGCGAGUGCUCUACCAACUGAGCUACCCAAGCACGACUCACAGCUUUACUUCUGCGAGUACCUCGUCUCCUACCUUCCAAACUUUACAGAAGCGCUCCUGCGAGUGCUGGUUCUGCAGGGUUCGCAGGAGAGCUUCUGUAAGGUUUGGAAGGUAGGAGGCGAGGUACUGGCAGAAGUAAAGCUGUCAGGACGGGUCGUGAGUCGUGCUUGGUAGCUCAGUUGGUAGAGCACUUGCGCGCGAAAGGCAAGGUCCCGUGUUCGAGUCUCGGUCCGGCACACAGUUUUAUUCUGCCAGGAAGUUUCAUAUCAGCGCACACUCCGCUGCAGAGUGAACAUCUCAUUCGAGUUAAAAUCUUGCUUCACUCUAACAGUCUACCCAACUAUAACGGGAGUGCCCGCAUCUCGUGGUCGUGCGGUAGCGUUCUCGCUUCCCACGCCCGGGUUCAAUUCCCGGCGGGGUCAGGGAUUUUCUCUGCCUCGUGAUGGCUGGGUGUUGUGUGCUGUCCUUAGGUUAGUUAGGUUUAAGUAGUUCUAAGUUCUAGGGGACUGAUGACCAUAGGUGUUAAGUCCCAUAGUGCUCAGAGCCAUAACGGGAGUGGCAUGCGUGCUUCCUGUCUUGCGGCCACAAGUGGUCGUCACGGGUCGGCAAUAACCUGUGGGACAUUGUAGCAAACGCUUUAUGUCUGAUCCCGAGGUCUUCUUACCUUUAUCGUUGCAGGAAAUGGACAAAACAGUACGAACACUCAACUAAUGUGGUGCAUGACAAUAUUCAGUGUCCAAACAGACAUGUAAUGUCCUGGGGCGCUUUGUUAUAUUAUGAACAGUCACAGCUCAUCUACAGAAUUUUAGACGGCACUUAAAAGUGCUGAGGAAUGUCUUCAGACAUAUUAAAACAAUGUAUUGGGUAUCCACAUGAAAUUUCCUUGAUUUCCAAGUCGUAGAAGAUUGGACGUUACACUCUAAAACUAACCUCAUUUCCAAUUGCAGUUACAAAAACAGCCAAAAAAUUAAAAAAAUAUGACACCUAGAAACUUAUGGUUUAUGGCAACAAGUAAAAUAAAUUGAAAAGUUUUGUACAAAAAAUUAAUUCAUUUUUACAUGGGCUUCUUUUGUAACUCGUAAAAUGUCUGUGCGACAUUCUGAACCCAUGUCCACACAAGUACGUCAGUGGUGGUGAAGACCAUUGCAACCAUACUUCUUUUACGGGGAUUGCCAAGGCCACGUACGGGCGGGGCACACAAGUUGUCUUUCACAUAGUCCUGUAGGAAGAAUUCCAGAUGGAUUAUGUCUGGAGACGGCUGUGGCCAGUUGGUUGGUCCACCAAGCUCUAUCUAUCGCUGUGGAAACAUUCGGUCCAGCAAGUCACCAACAUGUGAACUUCACUACAGUGGUGCCGGUCCUCCUAGAGGAUCAAAUUUGGCUGAAGGGGAAGAAGCUGAGGGACAGAAAAUUGCUUCCGCUUGUCCACAUAAACUGUUCCUGUUGCUUCUGAUAUGUUCCCGAAAACUGUGGCGGUUUUUCAAACCACAGAGGUGAAUGUUGUUCCGAUUAAAGUCCUGACUUGUUUGAAAUGUUGCUUCGUCAGAGAAAGUUCCUAGAUCUCGCCUGACCCGGUCCAGUAUCUCAAAUUUGCAGCGGAACUGGAAGACGUUUCGCUUCAGUUCUUACACAAUUUGCAGUUUGUAAACGUUUAGACGAAACGGUUUAAGCGGCACUUUGUGAGCUACUAAGCGAGAAAUGUUUACUCCCGAGAUUGUAGGUGACUUCAUGGACUUCUUUGGAAGGUAUCUCUGACCUUCUCCAUUUCAUCAGAUGUGCUACUGUCAGAACCUGUCUAUUUACACUCCCAAUGGCUAGUCAUACCAAGCCUUAAUCGGCUGGUGGUUCCCUUUGAAAUCAGGUCGAAAAUUUCUUUGGUCAGCAAUGAAUGAUUUCGUUUCCGUAUACCAAAGAAUUCCUGAGGUAUAGUCAUUUCUGGUAAUUAUGUAACACCUGAAACAAAACAAAAGGAAUCGUAUCUAAGAAAGAAAAUCUGUACAAAGCUUUUUGAGCUCCUUUGCAAUGAUGCCUCAAAACCCCAAGUAUAUACAUAAUAUUGCUUCUAGGAAAUUCGGGAGCUUUCUAGAGGACAUCAUGUAUUACACUAAGAAGAUAGGAAGUUCUCAGAAUACAAACAAUAUGUGGUCAGCUUUAAAGAAAUGUCAGAAUAUGGAUGUUCAACGUACCACACAUUUUCUCCAGGAGAAUGAUACAAUUAGUGAUACACAAGUGUUGUUCAAAAUGUUACGGUAAUAGCUGUGUAAUACUUCUCUCAAUUCUGUACAAUUAGUAAAUGUUUUUAUCCUUCACGUAGAAUAAUUUUGUAUACUUUUCCAAGUGCUUGUAAAUCAUAUUUU